AGCCUGGCUGGAUGGCAGGCAACCAGCCCAUGGCCAAGGGGGAAGGGGGGGUGAUGAUCUAGUUGAUCUUCAAGAUCUCCUCCAACCUAAGCCAUUCUAUGAUGCUGUGGUUCCUGUAUGGCAUGCAUGCAGCUGCAAGGGUGGUUGGGAUGAGUUUGUGCUGACGUGGAGGAUGGAGCAGAAGCUCAUGGAAGAGAUUUCAUUCUGCCUGCAGAGGGCAGUGGCAUGCAUGGGGAUGUCCACCUGUGUCAGUAAAGAGGUGACAGCCCAGAAAAAAGACUGCAACUUGACUGUGCACUGACAGCUGAGAACCAAAAGGUUCAGUAUACCCUUUUCUGAAAUAUUUUAUAGGAUUUCCAGGUUUCCUUUCUGUGGCACUGGCCAUAAACUGACCGUUUCAGUGUUACUGUGCUGUUGAACCAUUUUCUGGUUGUUCUUUGUGUGAUCCUGCUUCUGCAGGCUGUAACCUGGGGAUGAGGAGCUGCUGUUUCCUUUCAGAAAGUGUUGUGGAACAAUUGGCCAAGGAGAACAAGUACACAAGUUCAUAGUGGCACAUUUCCAUCGUGUUGUAUUUACAGAAUGAGGCACUAAGCAGAUAAUUCUAGAUUUCGUGUGAAAUACUUGUUGUCACCACUUACAUGUCUUUUACCCCCAAAAAACUUUAUUUUCUUCACAUUCCUAAAUUAUCUGAGCACUUCCUGUCUGCAGCAUAUCCUUUCUCUCCCCCCAUCAGAGCAGAGGAUGUAUGGUGCAUCUUCUUCUUCAGAUCAGAAACAGACUGUGAAUAAUGGUUUACCUGAAAAAUAAGAUAAAAUCAACACCUGUGCUUGCACAAGGCAGUUCCACAACACUGUGGCUAUGUAGAAGCUAUUCGUGUUUUUCUUCUUGUUGGCUCCUGGUCCACUUGAAACAAUAGGGGAUUGUGCUGCCUGCUGGCAGUUGCAAUGUUCGAAGCUUCCAUUUCUCUUUGAUUGGUCUCUUUCUGUCUUUUGAAAGCAAGCUGCGUGCAAACAGAGGUUUAAACAUCUAGACAGAGCACUGACCUGCCACCGAUGGUUUGCUGACAGCACUUCUCAGAGUCCUCCUAAGGAACAGAUGUCUGUGCAUUGAGCUGAUCCUACGCUGUCUCUUUUUGUAGAUGUGCUUUUAGCUAACCAGUGCUUCCCCAGCAUAUGUGAACAAUUGCGAUGGCGGGUGCCCUUCAGCUGCGGGGAUCCCCCAGUCACCAAUUUCCUGCAUUGCAGGGGAACAUAUUUAGGGUGUUUGUUCUGCAGUUGGAUGUAUCCUGUCCGUCUGUUCUGCUGCUGAGGUCUCUUGGCUCUCAGAGUGUAACUGUAUUCCGUGCCUGCGAUCACGCCCGUGGUAGUAUUGCUAACUUUCCCACUGGAGGCCGGCCAGUAAUGGGCAGAGUUUCUGUGUGCUGUUUAAGACAGAUCUGUACCAAACGGCAACGCGACACCCGUCCCUGGUCUUCACUCGUCUUUACUGCCCAGUAAAACUGAAAAAGGAACUUUGCCUCCUGUCAUUUUGCGCGUUUCUGCUGUUUUUACUGAGCGAGAAAUCUCUGCCGUGCAUAGGGGUGCUUUGUUUGCUGUAGUUUCUACUGAUCAAAAGGGACUGCGCGGGCUCGCUUAGGCUGCAUUGCACUCAUAGGGACAGCGUGAAAGUUGUGGCUUUUUAAAGGCAAGGAGCUUGUUACUUAACCGUGCUACAAGCACAGUUAAAAUUGAAAGCGUAACAGUGCUAAAUUUACUCACAUUCUGCCAUGAUAGCCUCGUGCUGUAACACACACCAAAAAGCUAAGCUUGAAAUAUUGUUCCUUAUUUGCAUCUGGCGUUGACUUCCAGCCCUAACACCAAACUGCGGUGUUUGCGUUGCCGUUAACUUUCCUGCUCCUUGUGCGAAUGCGCCGUGCGGUACGAUGUGAUUUAGAUUUAUAGCGGCGCCGAGUGUGCUCGCUGCCUCGGUCAGCUGCGCUCUGAUGGAAAAGGAGCAGCUGGGAAGGUGCUGUUUCAGGCUCUCGCUGGCAUUAAAAAAAAACAACAGAACCCCCACUGGCUUAGAUUGGAGAGGGGGAACCGGGCCACGUGACUGCCACCAUCCUACCCCAUGUCACAGUGUGUAGGAGCGCUGAUUGCUCUUACCCAAUCAUGCCUGGAAUGCUGCUUGCCACUUGGGCUAUUUCUGCUAUCUGUCGCUAUCAGUGCUGCAGUGCUAACAGUUUGGCAGAUGGGACACUUUUUCUUGGAGUUUAUGUCUUUGGUUUUUAACUUCUGGCAGCGCCUGAAUUGUUGCCGUUCUCCCUCUCCUUUUCUUCUCUCUGUAAAACCAUGGCCCAUCGGCUGCGGUUUCAUUUUGGCUCUGGACGAAGCAACACAGCCCCCGAAUCCGAGAUCCUCGACCGGGAGAGAGAAGAUGACUUUUUCAUGGCAUUCCACACUUUGCCGAGAAGAAGCAGCCCUCACGCUUUCUCCCGACACGGAGCAGAUUACGGCGGUGGCAGCGAUUUCCAAGAAGUGGGCUCCUUGAAAAGGAGCACCUCCAUGUUUAUUCCCCAGCUGCUGAACAGCAUCAGCGCGCGUCCCACAAGAAGCUCCUCGAUGCAGAUCUCUCUCCAGCGCAAGGCUGCAGAUGAGUGCGCGACCCCAGAGACCCCCGAGGAGACGCCCCUGUGCAAAGCCUCGGAUGUUAGGGAGCAUUAUGCAUCCCCCAUUGAAAACCAUUCAUCCUCUCAGAGCAGCCCAGAAGUGACUCCUGAGGAUUCUCCACCCAGGCAGACGGAGGAGUUGGGGCAGCAGAUGAAUGGAACCCUUCGCUGUAACCGUAGGAUAUUCCGUACUAUUCCUCCUAAUAACCAGAGCGACGAUGCUCUGUCCUCUGCCCAUGAGAACGAGGCAAAGGAAACAGCUUCAGGUCUGAACAUCAGCGGCGUGAGGAUUCAGCAUCGUGCUUCAAGCGCCGAUGUGCCUCAGGUUACUCUGUUGCCCUUUGGUUCCGAGGCUCAAAAUAAUGCUCCCACCCCUGAGCCCCGGCGCUGGUCUCUGCAGCAUGUGCCAGACAUGUCAGCAAACUCGGGGAAAAAGUUCUUUGUUCUCCAGUUACAGCAGCCGCAGGCAAGUGGUACAGGUGGUGAGUAUAACUUCGGCUUUACCGGGACAAAAGGGGACAGAUUGGUCAGGUACCCACGCAUUCAGCUGGAGAGGAGCGCUUCCUACCCCGUCCAACCACGGCCAGAGGAAAUCCGCCCCGCAGGUGAUGGACGGACUUCAGAAUUGCAUGGAAACGGCAGGAGCGGGUCAGAAAUAUCCAGAAGCAAUUCAGUAGAGAAGAUUUCUCAAGGGAAGGGAUGCCUGUUUAAAAUCAGACCAGAUCAAAACACGAGGCAGCAGCACUUCCGAAUCCUUGUCACCCGUAAUCCCGAGGAGCAAAGUCCAGUUGUUGGUGCAGAGUGUCGUGGCACCCCUGGUCCUGCGGCAGCCAGCACCGCGACUAGAGACGACUUCCUGGGCCAGGUGGAUGUACCUCUUAGCCACUUGUAGACUGAAGACCCAACCAUGGAAAGGCCUUAUACGUUUAAGGAUUUCCUUCUCAGACCAAGAAGUCACAAGUCUCGUGUAAAGGGUUUCUUGAGACUGAAGAUGGCUUACAUGCCUAAAAACGGUGGCCAGGAGGAAGAAAAUAGUGAUCAAAGGGAUGAGUCUGAGCAUGGAUGGGAUGUGGUUGAUUCCAGCGACUCUGCAUCUCAGCGUCAGGAGGAGUUACCACCUCCUCCACUGCCUCCUGGGUGGGAGGAAAAGGUUGACAACCUGGGACGGACUUAUUAUGUCAACCACAACAACAGAACUACGCAAUGGCACCGACCAAGUUUAAUUGAUGUGGGAUCUGAUUCAGAUAACAACAUCAGACAAAUAAACCAUGAAGCAGCCCAUAGGCGGUUUCGCUCUCGAAGACACAUUAGUGAGGAUUUGGAACCGGAACCUAUGGAGACUGGAGACAUUCCUGAGCCUUGGGAAGCCAUUUCAGAGGAGGCGAGUGCAACUGGGGAUUCUUUAAAUUUAUCGUUGCCACCACCUCCUGCAUCUCCUGUAUCCCGUAGCAGUCCUCAGGAGCUAUCUGAGGAACUGAGCAGAAGGCUUCAGAUCACUCCAGACUCUAAUGGGGAACAGCUGAGUUCUUUGAUUCAAAGAGAUCCUUCCUCAAGACUGAGAUCUUGCAGUGUGACAGAUACAGUUGCUGAACAGUCUCAAUUAUCUUUGCAGAGUGGUCCAUCUAGGAGAGCUCGUUCUUCAACUGUCACAGGUGGUGAGGAACCAACGCCUUCAGUGGCCUAUGUCCACACCACGCCAGGCUUACCUUCAGGCUGGGAGGAAAGAAAGGAUGCAAAGGGCCGUACUUACUAUGUCAAUCACAACAAUCGAACCACAACCUGGACACGGCCCAUCAUGCAGCUUGCAGAAGAUGGCAUGGUUGGGUCAGCAGCAAACAGCAACAACCAUCUGAGUGAGCCCCAGAUCAGACGGCCCCGCAGCCUCAGCUCACCCACAGUCACCUUAUCUGCUCCACUCGAGGGCAUGAAGGACUCCCCGGUGCGCAGAGCUGUGAAGGACACCCUUUCCAACCCGCAGUCUCCGCAGCCCUCUCCCUACAACUCUCCCAAACCACAGCACAAAGUUGCUCAGAGUUUCCUCCCUCCUGGCUGGGAGAUGCGGAUAGCACCCAAUGGCAGGCCCUUCUUCAUCGAUCACAAUACUAAAACUACUACUUGGGAAGAUCCACGGCUGAAAUUUCCAGUGCAUUUGAGAACAAAAGCUUCUUUGAACCCCAACGAUUUGGGCCCUCUUCCUCCUGGUUGGGAGGAAAGGAUACAUCUGGACGGAAGAACGUUUUAUAUAGAUCAUAAUAAUAAAAUUACCCAGUGGGAAGACCCCAGACUGCAGAACCCAGCAAUUACUGGUCCUGCGGUUCCAUAUUCUAGGGAGUUCAAACAGAAGUACGACUAUUUCAGGAAGAAGUUAAAGAAACCCGCUGAUAUACCAAACAGAUUUGAGAUGAAGCUACACAGAAAUAAUAUUUUUGAGGAGUCCUACAGAAGAAUCAUGUCUGUGAAGAGACCUGAUGUACUGAAGGCCCGGCUCUGGAUUGAAUUUGAGUCGGAAAAAGGACUUGACUAUGGAGGUGUGGCCAGAGAGUGGUUUUUUCUCUUGUCCAAGGAGAUGUUCAACCCAUAUUAUGGUCUUUUUGAAUAUUCAGCAACGGACAACUACACGCUUCAGAUUAACCCUAAUUCGGGUCUUUGUAAUGAAGAUCACCUUUCAUAUUUCACAUUUAUUGGACGAGUGGCUGGCCUGGCAGUGUAUCAUGGGAAGCUGCUGGAUGGCUUCUUCAUCAGACCUUUUUACAAGAUGAUGUUGGGGAAGCCAAUAACGUUGAAAGACAUGGAAUCAGUGGACAGUGAAUACUACAACUCUUUGAAGUGGAUCCUGGAGAAUGACCCUACAGAGCUGGAUCUCAUGUUUUGCAUAGAUGAGGAAAACUUUGGACAGACGUAUCAAGUCGACCUGAAGCCAAAUGGGUCAGAAAUCAUGGUAACAAAUGAGAACAAAAGAGAAUACAUUGACCUGGUCAUCCAGUGGAGAUUUGUAAACAGAGUUCAAAAACAAAUGAAUGCUUUUUUGGAGGGAUUCACAGAACUUCUUCCUAUCGAUCUGAUUAAAAUUUUUGAUGAAAAUGAACUAGAGUUACUGAUGUGUGGCCUUGGGGAUGUCGACGUUAAUGACUGGAGACAGCACACAAUCUACAAAAAUGGCUACUGCCCAAAUCAUCCCGUCAUCCAGUGGUUCUGGAAGGCUGUUUUACUGAUGGAUGCAGAAAAACGCAUUCGGUUACUGCAGUUUGUUACUGGGACGUCACGAGUGCCUAUGAAUGGAUUUGCUGAACUUUAUGGUUCAAAUGGUCCUCAGCUGUUUACAAUAGAGCAAUGGGGAACUCCUGAUAAACUGCCCAGAGCUCACACAUGCUUUAAUCGCUUAGACUUACCUCUUUAUGAAUCCUUCGACGACCUGCGAGAGAAGCUCCUUAUGGCAGUUGAAAAUGCACAAGGAUUUGAAGGAGUGGAUUAGGGCACUGCUUCCCACUUUUCGGCGCGUUCUGCUGCACUUCCACUUCUCCACGAUGGACUGUGACUGUGGCAGAACCGUCGCACAGCGCUGGUUCCUGGAGCAAACUCUUCGACAGUGCGGUGGCCUAAAUGCAGAAUCUUGAACUCUGGUCUGUGGAUGGCUUUUUUGACAUUUCCACAGCCAGUUACUAUGGGGUUAUAUGUACUCUGAUUACAUUUCAGCAGGACUUACUGUAUUUAUGUUGUGCCUCUGUAGGCUGAGCCCUUAAUAAAAAUUUUACAUAAUUUCUAAUGACAAUGAAUGAAAUUAAUCAUUUUACAGGGGUAGUGUUAUAAUUCAUGUUUACUUUUUAAUUGAUUUAGACAUUUUCAGAUUAUAUUUCAUUACAAUUAAAUUUCAUGUAUCUGGGGAAAGAAUGAGCAUUUUUCUUAAUUUCUUACCAGACUUGAUGCCAGUGUCAUUUUUUUCAAGCUCAUUUUGAGCCUUGUGUUCCCAAACUAUUAGGAAAAUAGGAGAUAGUUAUCUUGGAAUUCUUCUCUAUAUUGGCUAUAUCAAGAGCACAUAAAUAUUUUUCUGUAUCCAGAGGAGGUAUGGAUUCUAUGUUGCAUUUUUGUAUAAAUAAUAGUUAUGAGUCGAGGGACAGUCAUAACAUAGCAUGCCAAAUCUCAUGUUCAAUAAAGAAAUUGCCUCAUUAUUCCUUGGUGAUAUUUACAUGUACUGAAGAACAUUUUGGGGUAGGGUUGGCAUUAAUCAUUUAGGAAAAUAUGCUUAACCCUGUCAUUAUCUUUGUAUAGUGGUUCUUUUAUUAUCCUUUCCUCUUUACUGUGUGCAGUGGAGGCAUUUUGAAGGAAACCUGGCACUGUGUGAUUUGGCAUUAUGGAAAACAGAUCUGUUUUGUCUCCUAUUUGUAUGCAUUUGCUAAUGAUAUCUAAACACGGUAUCUUUUGUUUCUAACUGCACCAACUCUAAAGGCACUUUAUGUAACACAUUGAAGUCAUAUCUGUGUUUUUUUUUAUCAUAAACAUUAAUGUGAUUAUGUUCCUUCUCACUGCACAUGUCUUUCUGGUGCAAUAUCUAUCAAUUGUGAGUUUGGCUGCUGCUGAUGUAUAAGAGGAAAAAAAAAACCAACAGCUGUAGAGCUGAGCCUGCAGACAUGUUCCUCAGCAAUUGUUUUUGUGAUUUAUUUUUUACUUAAUCACAAAGAUUUAUUUAAUAUACACUGCUAUCUAUCUAAUCAGUUUUGUUACCUAUGACAUGUUGCAUGCCUAAACUAUAAUGUCUUGAGUUGCAUCUCUUGUGUGAUGGAUUAAAAGUGAAAGAUUUGUA
This is a messenger RNA of Phasianus colchicus (ring-necked pheasant), 7445 nucleotides long. Lineage: Eukaryota; Metazoa; Chordata; Aves; Galliformes; Phasianidae. The record is from RefSeq and is a predicted model, not a curated record.